AUAAAACCGAAUAAACCGAAAACCGACGGUAUAUAAACCGAACCGAACCGAAGUAAAUAUGGAUUUAGAAUGGUAGUUAUAUUUUACUAACCGAAAUACCGAAAACCGAAAAAAACCGAACCAAAACCGAACCGAUAUCCGGAUUGAACACCCCUAGAUUUCACUCAUGUUCAAACCAAAAGACAGUAACUAUUCCUGUACGACUAUGGGAGGGACUGAAAGGUCAAGUUAGAGUAAAUAUCUGAGAGUAAAAUAUUUUUCAGCUGUGUUACGCUUUUCUAUAGCCAGUCAGGUGAAAAAUGAAAUAAAAUGUUUUACUCUCGGUUGCGCUAAAGUUGUUUAUCUUUUAGGCUCCGAAUGGUGACUGCGGUUUGAGCGGUGCAGAACAAGCGGUUUAACUGCGGUGCGAUUUUAACAGUUAUAAAAACGUAUAGAUAUAUGAUAUAUUUAAAGAUUUUUGUUACUUUUAACUGCGAUGCGGGACAUGGCGGUCGUAAACAUUCGAAGCCUUAGUGUUUUAAAGAGUAAACAUUUACUCUAUAUUUACCAUGCGAAAUCCAGCGCAACAACUUUUUGUUAUUAUUUACUCUAAUUUACUUUUUUCUUUUUCCAUUCUAUUACUCCACUUUACUCUGUCUCUUUUACUCCACUGAGUUACCAAUCACAACCUAUAUUACUUGGCCAAGAUUGGAUGAAAUAAUACUUGGUCAAGAUUGGAUGAAAUAAUGUUAGUGCCAACACUAGAAUUACUGAAAGCAUAUUAAAUAAUACAGUAACAAGUUGUGGAUCUUGGACCGUGCAUAUAAAUGUGCCUGUCAAACACAAAGAGACCUCAAAGCACGAUUUCAUUCAAGGCAAAGAAUAAAUAACUAAAAAAAAAGAAGGUAGUGAGAGUGAGAAAGGAUGGAGAAACAGUUGCAUAAAACUAUGGAGGCUGCUCACGUUGAACGAGCCAUCCGAGUGCCAUCACCGGAAAAAGAGAAGGAAAAAUCUCAUAAGCAUAGAGGAAUAUUCCACCUCCACCUCCACCAUCACUCUAAGGAUGAGAAAGAGGAAGACAAGAAGAAAGAUGGCUCAAGGAUUUUAGCAAAAAAAAAAAAAAAAGAUGGCUCAAAGAGAGAAAAGAUAGCUUCAGCGAUAGUUGGUCUCGGAGCCACCCUCAAGAAGAUUAAGCUUAAGGGCCACCACGGUGGCGGUGGUAAAGAGGAAGGAGGACAAGAGGAGGAGGAGGACGGUGGUGAUGAAGAAGAGGAGGACGGUGGGGAUGAAGAAGAGGAGGACAGUGGGGAUGAAGAAGAGGAGGACGGGGGAGGCAAAUUUAGUGCUUUCAUUUCAGUGAUCGCCGAAGCAUUUGAAGAAUAAGAUUUUAUCGUGUGAUUACUUUGUUGUAUCUUUUUUUUUUUUUAAAAGAACUUUGUUGUAUCCUAAUUUGAACUUCCUAUCAAAUUUAGCAUUCUCCACCGAAGCAUUUGAAGAAUAAGAUUUCAUCGUGUGAUUACUUUGUUGUAUCUUUUUUUUUUUCGAAAAAAGAAUUUUGUUGUAUCCUAAUUUUAACUUCCUAUCAAAUUUUGCAUUCUCCCCCACACACAAUUACAAUAACAGCUACUCAUUUUGUUAAUUAGGGACUAUGGAUGUAAGACUUCAUUCAUUUAUUACAUUUUCUUCAACGUUGAAGCGUGAUAGAAAUACUAUUUAGAUUUAGAUUUAUCACUAGCAUUCAACUUAAACUUAAUUAGUGCUAAGUGACACAAAUCUCUUGUAAUUUUAAUUAGCUGUUUUUCUAGCUACAGAUAUCAGAUUUUAUUCAUUCAUAAACACUUCUCUCACACAUUAAUUGUGGGAACAACAUGGCAUAACAUAAGGCAGCUGAAGAACUAUAGUCAUCAAAUCAAGCACAAGAAAAGUCCAAGUGUGAAGACUUUAAGAGAAGUCUUUAGCUGAGGUUUAGCUAAGUGUGGUAAAGACUCUAUUAGAGUCCAAAGGUUUGUAAUACACUAAGUUGAGUCUUAUCACGUAAUCUCAUCUCUGAAGUUAAGUGUGUUAUCACGUGUGUAACUAGCUAGAAUAUAAAGCAAUUAGCUUUACUCUCUUGAGCUGAUUAGGGAUUUAUGUUAGAUCACUCAGCCGAGAGAUAGAGAUAGAGAGAUCACGAGU
Molecule: messenger RNA, 2154 nt
Organism: Brassica rapa (field mustard)
Lineage: Eukaryota; Viridiplantae; Streptophyta; Magnoliopsida; Brassicales; Brassicaceae
Product: parathymosin
Source: RefSeq, a predicted model, not a curated record